AGAAAAAUGGUGGGUUGGCCAUCCCACUUGACUUGAACGGAACCUUUCCAUUUUUACCAAAAAGCAAAAUCAAGACCCACUUUCUUCCUCUUCAUUAUUUCCAACGACUACAUUCUCUCUCUCUUACAUUCUCUAUCUCUCUCUCUCUUAAAUUUUGGACAGAGAGAAUGUUGUAGUUGUCGUUAAUCAAUUCAAAAGAUUUAAGUCCGGCCACUGAUUUUGCAGUCUUUGCAUCUGGGCGCUGGUUGAUUUCUUGGUGUGAAGUUAGUUUACUUAAUCUUGCAAGAGGGCUUCCGAAGAUGUCGUCGCCGGCGCCGGGAGCCGCACCUCCUCCCACAUCACCUCCAUCUAACACCACCUCUCCGCCACCCGCCGCCGCGGCCUCACCCCCGCCGCCUGCACCAGUGACCUCUCCCCCACCGGCGAGCCCCACCCCCCCCGCCACUUCCCCGCCGUCGUCCUCCCCUCCAUCUGGAUCCCCAGUUACUCCGUCCCCGCCGGCUCCGACGGGCGGUGGUUCUCCUCCGGCGCCAUCGGGCAGUAGUUCUCCUCCAGCGCCGUCGGGCAGUAGUUCUCCUCAGACGCCUUCAGGUAGGGGCUCCCCGCCCACGGGUAAGGGUUCUCCGCCGGCUCCAACUGGUACAGCGGGAUCUCCGCCGUCUUCUGGUGGCGGGUCGUCGGGAAUAUCCACGGGGCUUGUUGUCGGGAUAGCUGUAGGAGGAGUUCUUAUACUAGCAAUCCUCAGUCUGCUGUUUAUUUUCUGCAAGAAGAAGAAGAGAAGAUCACAGCCGGAUUACUACGUACCUCCACCCCCACCGCCUGGAUAUAAAGCUGAUCCAUAUGGCGGACCAGUACAGCAUUGGCAACAUAAUGCUCCCCCUCCUGGGGAUCAUGUGGUCACGAUCCCUCCUAAACCUUCUCCUCCACCAGCCGGUGCAUCGAGGCCUCCACACUCACCAGUACGUGCUCCUUCACCUCAACCUCCACCACCACCUCCUCCUGCUUACAUUAGCAGCAGUGGAGGUUCUGGUUCCAAUUAUUCAGGCUCUGGAACUCCACUUCCACCUCCUUCGCCUGGGAUGGCUUUAGGAUUUUCUAAAAGCACGUUCACAUAUGAAGAACUUGCAAUGGCAACAGAUGGCUUCUCAGAUGCCAACCUUCUUGGGCAAGGUGGUUUUGGUUAUGUGCAUAGAGGAGUCCUUCCAAAUGGUAAAGAGGUUGCAGUUAAGCAGCUGAAAGCCGGAAGCGGACAAGGGGAGCGCGAAUUCCAGGCUGAGGUUGAGAUCAUUAGCAGAGUGCAUCACAAGCAUCUUGUGUCAUUGGUUGGAUACUGCAGCACUGGGACUCAGAGAAUGCUUGUAUACGAGUUUGUUCCAAACAAUACCUUGGAAUUCCACUUGCAUGGAAAGGGAAGGCCUGUUAUGGAUUGGCCGACACGGCUGAAGAUUGCUCUGGGUGCUGCAAAAGGACUUGCAUAUCUGCAUGAGGAUUGUCAUCCAAAGAUUAUUCACAGGGACAUCAAGGCUGCUAAUAUUCUCUUGGACUUUAACUUUGAAGCAAAGGUUGCUGAUUUCGGUCUCGCAAAGUUUUCUUCAGAUGCUAAUACCCACGUCUCUACAAGGGUGAUGGGAACUUUUGGGUAUUUGGCACCAGAGUAUGCUUCAUCUGGAAAACUUACUGACAAGUCAGAUGUAUUUUCCUUUGGUGUUAUGCUUCUGGAGUUGAUUACUGGUCGAAGACCCGUCGACACAAAUCAAUCUUUCAUGGAUGAUAGUUUGGUGGAUUGGGCAAGGCCAGUGCUCACACGAGCUCUUGAAGAUGGAAACUUUGAUGCCCUUGUUGAUCAACGUCUCCGAAAUGAUCACAAUCACAAUGAGAUGGCUCGCAUGGUGGCCUGUGCUGCUGCUUGUGUGCGUCAUUCAGCAAGGCGCCGCCCGCGGAUGAGCCAGGUCGUGAGGGCCUUAGAAGGAGACGUCUCAUUAUCCGACCUCAACGAAGGAAUCAGACCGGGUCACAGCACCGUGUACAGUUCUCAUGGAAGCUCUGACUACGACACUUUCCAAUACAAUGAGGAUAUGAAGAAGUUCAGGAAAAUGGCACUUGGAAGCCAAGAAUACGGCAGCAGCGGCCAGUACAGCAAUCCAACGAGCGAAUACGGGUUAAAUCCGUCCGGCUCAAGUAGCGAAGGCCAACAACAAUCGAGAGAGAUGGAGAUGUCGAGGAGGACGAAGGACAGUCGCGGUUUCAGCAGCGAAGGCCAACAACAAUCAUCUGCUUCUGUGUAUAAAUUUUAAACACCACCUAAUUCUUUUUAACAUCAACUGUAUUUUCAGCAAUUUCAAAGAUUGGCCCUCCUUUUUUUUUUCUUUUUUGGAGUUGAUUUCUUACACAAAAGUUGUUUAUUUGUUACUCUGUUUUCAUUUCUUAAUUCUUGAAAUUAUUUUUCAAAAUUGUAUUUA
Messenger RNA from Sesamum indicum (sesame), 2459 nucleotides. RefSeq names its product proline-rich receptor-like protein kinase PERK15. The record is from RefSeq and is a predicted model, not a curated record. Lineage: Eukaryota; Viridiplantae; Streptophyta; Magnoliopsida; Lamiales; Pedaliaceae. Gene Ontology annotation, biological process: protein phosphorylation. Gene Ontology annotation, molecular function: protein kinase activity; ATP binding.